AUGACUACUACCUCGAUGACAAUAAACAUCGAUACACUCUAUGAUGAUUUAAUGAGUCUUUGUUCCCAAGAUGAUGCUUUCUAUUACAAAGACAUUCGUUUACAUGCCAUAAAUUAUCGUAUAUUCAAUCAUCGUCUUUGCUCAUAUGGAAGGUUUAAGACGCGUACAGCAGCCUUGAAUAGUUGUGGAACAAUGCUUAACAUUACAAAUUCGAACAAUGUAAAACUUGUUUCUUUACCACCAGAGAGAAUUUUCGAUUAUGAAGAAGGUUUCGGUCAAAAACAAUAUCAUGAACGUGGUCGAUUAGGAGACAAAAUGGAGAAAAUGGAUGGAGCAUUGAUGUCAACAUUUUUACAUGGAAGAACUUCAAAAGAACAAGUCCUUCGACUUAAAUCAAAACAAUCGUUAACAUCGAAUCAAGUUCUGGAAGCGAUGCAAUUACUCGUGGGUAAUCUCGACCAUCUCGUUCCGUUUGAAUCCAUUCUACCUGAUGUAACACAAAAACAAUUACUCCAAGAUACUUAUCAACAAACUCAUGGCGAAGGUUAUGUUAUUGAGAUUAUUCAACCUGAUCAACGAUCCUAUCUUGUCAAAAUUAAAACACAAAAAUACUUUAUGGUUUAUGGAGACGGUGGAAGCGAGAAUUCACCAAGAUCACUAUUCGAAGCUAUCAUUAACGGAAAUGCAGAUGAUUUGGCGGCAUUGUUUAACGAUGAUACAGAAACAUUAAAGAGAAUCGAUGAAAUGGAAAAAAAAAUAAAACCAAAAUAUUAUCGAAUGAUUGAAUUAGUUGAACAAUUUUACCAGAAGAAUAAACAUUUGUCGAAAAGAGACUUCGUUCGAUCAAUCAAGAUGACAGAAGAUAUGAAGAUUUACUUACCACUGUCGACGACAUUAUAUGAAGGCAAGGAAAAUGAUUAUAAGGUGUUUGCAAUGAAACAUGCAAAAGAUCUGUUCGGCAUUGGUGGCGAUGGCAAUCAUCGGACAACAACAGUGAACCAGGACAAGUUAGAAUGA
Messenger RNA from Rotaria sp. Silwood1, 1017 nucleotides. NCBI's taxonomy places the organism in Eukaryota, Metazoa, Rotifera, Eurotatoria, Philodinida, Philodinidae. The record is from the annotation of a GenBank genome assembly.